This is a messenger RNA of Pistacia vera, 4209 nucleotides long. Its product is annotated as pentatricopeptide repeat-containing protein At5g57250, mitochondrial. Bases 213 to 3425 code for a protein of 1070 amino acids. Lineage: Eukaryota; Viridiplantae; Streptophyta; Magnoliopsida; Sapindales; Anacardiaceae. The record is from RefSeq and is a predicted model, not a curated record. The transcript has 5 exons. Gene Ontology annotation, molecular function: protein binding.
ACAGGUCGCAGCAGGCUGCAACAGCUAUGGCGUUUCAUGUGAUUCUCCUACAAUUUUGGCUACCAUGUUUCACACACUCCAGAAUAAUUUUCCAUCAUUCAUAUUUAAGUUGCAGCAGCAGCUUAUAACAAUAACCCCUGAAAACUCUUUGAUCAUGAAUUACAUAUUCUCAGUUUCAAGCAACGUUCAAACACUCCAUUAACUCAACUGUAAUGUUUCUCUUUCGGUCUUUCUCUUCAUCUUCUUUUCUUUUGACUUCAUAUAGCAGACUUUCCAAAUCAGUUUCUCUUCAAACUCUGUUCAAAAGAGGCUUCAGUCCCACUCUCCAAUCCAUCAAUAAAUUCCUUAUCUUUCUCUCUCGAACCCAAAGAUUCAAUUCAAUCAUUCACUUUAUUUCCCAAAUGAACUCAAACCAAAUCAAGGGUAAUUCCCAAACUCACUCAAUCUUCACCUGGGCUCUCCUCAAAUUACACAAAUUUGAAGAAGCUGAGGAUUUUAUGAAUUCCCAGAUGGGAAAGACUUCAUUUUCCCCAAACAGUCGCUUGUUUGAUUUAUUAAUUCAAGGGUUUUGUGUCAAAAGGAACGACCCAGUAAGAGCAUUAUUGGUGUUAAAGAGUUGUUUGAGGAAUUAUGGUACAUUUCCUUCUUCUUUUACUUUUUGUUCGUUGAUAUAUAGCUUUAGCUAUUUAGGUUAUAUGAAUAGAGCGGUCGAGGUGUUGGAGUUGAUGACUGAUCAGAAUGUUAAAUACCCUUUUGAUAAUUUUGUUUGUAGUUCUGUAAUAUCAGGGUUUUGUAAGAUUGGAAAACCUGAGCUUGCUAUAGGGUUUUUCGAGAAUGCUACAGGUUUAGGAGCUUUAAGGCCGAAUGUUGUGAGUUUUACUGCACUUUUAAGUGCCCUUUGCAUGUUGGGUAGAGUUAAUGAGGUUAAUGAUUUGGUUAUUAGGAUGGAAAAUGAAGGUUUGAUAUUUGAUGUUAUUUUUUACAGUAGUUGGAUUUACGGGUGCUUGAGGGAUGGGAGUUUGUUAGAGGCGCUCCGUAAACAUAGGCAAAUGAUAGAACGAGGAAUAAAAAUGGAUGUUAUUAGCUAUACCAUACUUAUAGAUGGGUUUUCAAAAGAAGGGCAAGUGGAAAAGGCAGUUGGGAUUUUAAACAAGAUGAUAAAAGAUGGGUUGAGACCUAAUUUAAUUACUUAUACUGCAAUCAUCUUGGGGUUCUGUAAGAAAGGGAAAUUAGAAGAAGCAUUCAAUGUGUUUAAGAAAGUUGAAGAUAUAGGAAUUGUGGCAGAUGAAUUUAUUUAUGCAACUUUGAUCGAUGGGGUUUGUAGGAGAGGUGAUUUAGAUUAUGUUUUUCAUCUGCUGGAAGAGAUGGAGAGGAAGGGGAUUAAGCCAACUAUUGUUACUUACAAUACUAUUAUCAAUGGAUUGUGUAAAGUUGGGAGGACAUCUGAGGCAGAUGAGGUCUCAAAAGGGAUUCUUGGAGAUGUUGUCACGUAUAGUACACUGCUACAUGGGUACAUUGAAGAAGGCAACAUGAAAGGGACUAUAGAAACAAAACGGAGAUUGGAAGAAUUGGGGAUUCAGAUGGAUGUUGUCAUGUGUAACAUUCUUAUUAAAGCACUGUUUAUGGUGGGUGCACUGGAGGAUGCUCAUGCACUUUACCAGGCCAUGUCAGAAAUGGAUUUGGUUGCAAAUUCUGUUACCUAUUGUACAAUGAUUGAUGGCUAUUGUAAAUUGGGGAGAAUUGAGGAGGCACUUGAGAUAUUUGAUGAAUUUAGAGGGACAUCAAAUUCUUCAGUUGCAUGCUACAAUUGUAUUAUUAACGGGCUAUGCAAGAAGGGAAUGGUGGAUUUGGCCACUGAAGUGUUAAUUGAACUUGAUGAGAAAGGAUUGGGUUGUGAUGUAGGUAUCGUCAAGACAUUGGUUGAGGCAGCUGUUACUAAAGAAGGCGUGGAUAGAGUUCUUAACUUAGUUUACAAGAUUGAGAAUUUGGGUUCACAAUUAUAUGACAUAAUGUGUAGUACCAUAAUAUCUUUCUUAUGCAAGAAAGGUUAUUCGGAGGUUGCAAGUAAAGUGUGCAUGAUAAUGAGGAGGCAAGGUUCAGUUGUAACAAGCAAAUCUUACUGUUCUAUAUUGAAGGGCCUUACUGUUGAUGGAAAAAGAUCGCUGAUUGGGCCUAUGUUGAAUAUAUUUCUAAAAGAAUAUGGCCAUGUUGAACCUUCAGUGAUCAAGAUGCUAAUACAUUACUUGUGUCUGAAUGAUGUGAAAAGUGCUCUUUGGUUUAUCAAAAAGAUGAAAGGUAAUGCCUCAACUGUCACUUUUUCUGUUUCUGUUCUCAAGGAACUUAUCAAGGAUGGCAGAGUCUUGGAUGCAUAUAAACUUGUCAUGGGAGCUGAAGAUAAUCUACCCUAUAUGGAUGUAUUUGAUUACUCGCUCAUGGUUGGUAGCCUCUGCAAGGAAGGGUAUCUCAGUAAGGCCUUAGAUUUCUGUGCCUUUAUGAGAAAUAGGGGGAUUGCUCCUAAUAUUGUAACUUAUAAUUCACUUAUGAACACCUUGUGCCGCCAAGGAUGUCUUGUUGAAGCAUUUCGGCUAUUUGAUUCAUUAGAAAAGAUUCAUUUGGCUCCCUCUGAAGUCACAUAUGCCACACUGAUUGACAAUUUAUGUAAAGAAGGAUUUUUGUUAGAUGCCAAGCAAUUGUUGGAGAGGAUGGUGCUCAAGGGCUUUAAUCCAAGUACACGCAUUUAUAACUUCCUCAUUGAUGGUUAUUGCAAGCUUGGUCGAAUGGAGGAAGCCUCGAAAUUUUUGCAUGAUUUGGAAACUACAUGUCUUAAGCCUGACGAAUUCACUGUUAGUGCAGUAAUUAAUGGCUUUUGCCUGAAGGGUGACAUGGAAGGGGCUCUUGGACAAUUUUUUAAGUUCAAGAGGCAAGGUAUAUUACCUGAUUUCUUGGGUUUUUUGUAUUUGAUAAGGGGACUAUGCACCAAGGGAAGAAUGGAAGAGUCCAGGAGCAUCCUGAGAGAAAUGCUUCAGUCAAAAUCUGUUCUGGAGCUAAUAAAUGGAGUUGAUUCUGAGGUUGAAUCGGAGUCUGUAGUAAGCUUUCUGUUCUCUUUAUGUGAGCAAGGGAGUAUAAGAGAAGCUAUAUCUAUCCUUGAUGAAAUUGGAUCUAUACUUUUUCCUGUUCGAAGUUUUAGUACUGAUUAUGGAUCACGAACAUCAAACAAGCUUUACAAAUGUGAAGCUUUCACAUCAUCCAGUAAGCAGAAUGAUUCAGAGAUGGUAGAAAACUCCUAUAAUGUGGGGAAAAUAUCUCAAUCACUUGAUUUUGACUUUUGCUACUCCCAAAUAGCUUCGCUCUGUUCAAAAGGGGAGCUGCAGAAGGCAAAUGGUGUACUGAAAGAAAUGCUCUCGAGAUCGAAUACAGAUUCUUAGUCAAUGUGAAGCGCUAAUGCCUACUGCUACAAAAUAUCGAGCUUCUUCCGCUUCAGCAUCUGAAAAGAAGCCUUGGAAUGACAUCCUGCUGGGAUUCUACACGAGGACUGCUUGGAAAGUUAUCUAUCCUAGUAUGCUCCCAAACAAGCGCUUAACUGCGGAGUUCUAAUGGGAAUAACUGCUUUAGUACUGGCUUUGGCAUCAAUGAUUCCUUUGGUGAAGGAUAUAUUGGCAAGACUGUCACAAUUCUUUCAGCAGGACUUCAGGUUGUUUCCUUGAUGACCAUUGUUAUUAACUAGUUGAGUCAACUAGUGGAGAUUUGCCACAUGCAUACUGUCACAUUUGUCAUCGUUUUUAUUGGCGCUUAAUUCAAAAGGCUCAUAAUGGGACGGAUCAAUUUUGUAUUACAUAAGUGAGUCUCUACUCUCACCCUUUAUAUAUAAAUGGUUGGCCCAUUAAACCAUUUGUAAUGUUGGAACCAAAGGGUAGAGAGUAGUUAUCUCUCUCUCACAACUAACACUCCACCACCAUUUUCGAUCUUUACUCCAACGACAGUAGCAAGAAUCAAAAGGUUCCAAUUAAUUUGCUCAUAUGGAUCCAAGUAUGGCUUUUUGUUUUGUUGAUUUGUUUGUUGUAUAACACGAUUUGCUUGUGUUUAAUAAUUCUAGCAAAUGGUAUCGAGCUUAAAAUUGCAAUUUCAUGUUAUAUACUUUGUGUCGUAAUGUUGUUGAGUAGAGAUAAAAGAUUACAUGGGUAAUAUUUUAUUAUGUUAUGAAUGUUUGAU